Molecule: messenger RNA, 1062 nt
Organism: Galendromus occidentalis (western predatory mite)
Lineage: Eukaryota; Metazoa; Arthropoda; Arachnida; Mesostigmata; Phytoseiidae
Product: beta-3 adrenergic receptor-like
Exons: 5
Coding region: 1-1062 (353 amino acids)
Biological process (GO): G protein-coupled receptor signaling pathway
Cellular component (GO): membrane
Molecular function (GO): G protein-coupled receptor activity
Source: RefSeq, a predicted model, not a curated record
AUGGACUGGAGUUGCCGAAAUUUGGAUGGGGGACAUAACCUCACGUUCCCAGUUCCCUUGUCUCAGUGGGAACGAGAAGUGGGCGCAUUCAUUGUGGCCUCGGAAGCUUUUCUAGCAUUUUUCGGUAACCUGGUCGUGCUUGUGAUCACCUUCAUAGAUUCAAAGGUCCGCCAGCAUAGAGCGAUGUCGAUUCUCAUCUCAUCUUUGGCUGUGAACGACAUCAUCACGGCAGUUCUGGUCAUGGCUCCAUCUGCGUAUUCGCUCAGUCACCCCAGAGGUUUUCCUCUGUGUCAGCCUCAGGUUUGUUCUAUACACGGGGUCUUCAACUACUGGAUGGCGACGACAUCCUCGAUAACUUUGGCGAUGAUCAGCAUCGAUAGGAACAUUUCGAUUCAGAAACCCCUAUUGUAUGCGGCGCAGAUCUACGCAUCAAGAAGUCGAGUCAUCAAAAUGGUUUUGCUGCCGUGGACCCUUGGCAUCAUUUAUUCGUUGAUUCCGUUCAGUCUACAGUGGAUGACGUAUCAACUCGACAAUAUCGCUUGCGACGUCAACUGGAACCCGGAGCCCGGUUACCGGAUCUAUUAUGCGGCUUGUUUCAGUCUGUGUUUCUUCAUACCGGCGGCAAUGAUUCUGAUUCAGUACUCGAGAAUCAUCUACUCGAUCCACAAGCUCAGGCGGCGGACACCGCAGGAGAGCCGGAACGGAAUGGUGAAAUCCCCUUCAGGAAUCAGCUUAAAACUCAUUGGACGACGGCCCUCGCCAGAGGUCGAGGACAACUCGACGAAACUCGUGCUAUCUGUGCUGAUACUGGUCGUGGUGUUCUUCGUGUGCAUCACUCCUUUCUGUCUGACGAAACUCAUCAAAGUCGUAUACGGACCACACAGAGUGCCCAAUUGGUGCGAUAUGCUGUCCACGAUAAUCCAGUUCAGCGCCAGCGUAAUCAAUCCUAUCGUCUACUCACUCGGACUCAAACACUUCCAAGAAGCUCUUGUGCGCCAAUGGCGAAACCUCAAGAACCACUGUAGUGUAUACUUUUUCUUUCGAUGGUGUGAUUCGUUCUGA